CCCAGAAACAAAGAAAAGAGUGCCGCCACUGUUUUAUGGUAUUGCUUCCCCUAACACAACCCCACAGCACCACCUUCAUCAUCACCAUCCCAACCAUCAUCAUCGUCAUCUUAAUCAUCGUCUUCUUCUUUUUCUUUUUCAUAUUCUUCUUAUUAUUUCUAUUCAGCUCAAAAACCCUAGGGUUUGUUUGUUUCUUUAUUCCCCUCUUCGGAUCCCUUCAUUUUCACACUGAAACGAAAUGAAUGAUCGCUUCUGAGCUCUCUCGAGAUUUGGAUGGCAUUGGGAGAUUCAAUGGCCUCUCGCUUUUCCCAAUCCCCCGUCCUACUCCUCCCCAACCACCUCGCGGACGAUUGCGCCGCCUCCUCUUCAUCCGUCGCCAACGCUGCCGCAUACGAAGACACCGAUUUCGCUUCUCAGCGUAGGGAUUCCGAGUCGGGAACUGUUACUGCCACCACCAGCACCAGUGCCAGCUACGGCGGUAACGCCGCUGCCACUAGCUUGGCGUACUUGCCGCAGACUGUCGUCCUCUGCGAGCUCCGGCAUGAGGCCUUUGAGGCUGCCGUCCCCGUUGGACCGUCGGAGAGUGGCCUUGUGUCGAAAUGGCGGCCCAAAGACAGAAUGAAGACUGGAUGUGUAGCUCUAGUAUUAUGUUUAAACAUUAGUGUUGACCCACCAGAUGUAAUAAAGAUAUCUCCGUGUGCCAGAAUGGAGUGCUGGAUAGAUCCUUUUUCUAUGGCACCGCAAAAGGCAUUGGAGUCAAUUGGAAAAAAUUUGAGCAGCCAAUAUGAAAGAUGGCAACCAAAGGCUCGCUACAAGUAUCAACUUGAUCCUACAGUGGAUGAGGUGAAGAAGCUUUGCACUUCAUGUCGUAGAUAUGCAAAGUCAGAAAGAGUUUUAUUUCAUUAUAAUGGGCAUGGUGUGCCAAAGCCAACUGCUAACGGUGAAAUUUGGGUCUUCAAUAAGAGUUAUACACAGUAUAUCCCUUUACCCAUCAGUGACCUUGAUUCCUGGCUGAAGACCCCAUCAAUUUAUGUUUUUGAUUGCUCUGCUGCUGGGUUGAUAGUUAAUUCCUUCAUUGAGCUACAUGAAUGGAGUGCUUCUAAUUCCUCUGGGUCCACAAGGGAUUGCAUUCUGCUUGCAGCAUGUGAAUCGCAUGAGACUUUGCCUCAAAGUGCAGAGUUCCCAGCUGAUGUGUUUACAUCUUGCCUUACAACACCUAUAAAGAUGGCAUUACGAUGGUUUUGCACACGUUCAUUACUUCGUGGGUCACUUGAUUAUUCACUUAUAGAUCAGAUCCCUGGCCGUCCCAAUGAUCGAAAGACACUUUUAGGUGAAUUGAACUGGAUCUUUACGGCAGUAACUGACACAAUUGCCUGGAAUGUUCUUUCUCAUGAUCUUUUUCAAAGACUGUUCAGACAGGAUUUGCUUGUUGCAAGUCUCUUUCGAAAUUUUCUACUUGCUGAGAGAAUUAUGCGAUCUGCAAAUUGUUCUCCUGUGUCUCACCCAAAUUUGCCCCCAACCCAUCAACAUCAUAUGUGGGAUGCAUGGGACAUGGCCGCUGAGCUCUGCCUCUCGCAACUUCCCUCGUUAGUUGGCAAUCCUAAUGCCGAAUUCCAGCCCAGCACAUUUUUCAGUGAGCAGUUGACAGCAUUUGAGGUAUGGCUUGACCAUGGUUCUGAACAUAAGAAACCACCAGAGCAGUUGCCUAUAGUUCUUCAGGUUUUACUUAGUCAAAGCCAUCGAUUUCGUGCUUUAGUACUCCUUGGAAGGUUCCUUGAUAUGGGGCCAUGGGCUGUAGAUCUGGCAUUGUCUGUUGGAAUAUUUCCUUAUGUUUUAAAGCUGUUACAAACAACAACACCAGAACUACGCCAGAUUCUCGUAUUCAUAUGGACAAAGAUUCUGGCACUUGACAAGUCAUGCCAGGUUGAUUUAGUAAAGGAUGGAGGUCAUAACUAUUUUAUUAAGUUUCUUGAUAGCAUUGAGGCAUAUCCAGAGCAACGUGCGAUGGCUGCUUUUGUUUUGGCUGUUAUUGUGGACGGUCAUCGACGAGGUCAAGAAGCUUGUAUUGAAGCUGGCUUGAUCCAUGUCUGCUUAGAGCAUCUUCAGAGUACUUCAUCUCCCAAUGAUUCACAAACUGAACCCCUUCUCCUUCAGUGGCUUUGCCUGUGUUUGGGGAAACUGUGGGAAGACUUUACGGAGGCACAGACCAUGGGUUUGCUGCAUGGUGCUACUAUUGUAUUUGCUCCUCUACUGUCUGAACCCCAGCCAGAGGUUAGGGCAUCUGCUGUUUUUGCACUUGGCACCCUUCUCAAUGUGGGAUUUGAUUCAUGUAGGGGUGUUGUAGGAGAUGGAGAAUGUGAUGAUGAUGACAAAUUUAGGGCUGAAGUUAGUAUAGUGAAGAGUCUGUUGAGUGUUGCAUCAGAUGGGAGUCCAUUGGUGAGGGCAGAGGUAGCUGCGGCAUUAGCUCGCUUCGCAUUUGGCCAUAACAAGCACCUGAAAUCUAUUGCUGCUGCAUACUGGAAACCACAGACUAAUUCUUUCCUGAAUUCGAUACCUUCAUUGGCCAACAUAAAAGAUUCAAUUGGUGGAUAUCCUACCCAGAACCAACAUAUGCCUCGUGGAAGUAUUGUUUCAUCUCAAAUUGGUCCUUUGAGGGUUGGAAAUGAUAAUUCUUCAGUGGUUCGAGAUGGGCGUGGCUCUUCUAGCAGUCCUCUCGCUGGUUCUGGAAUAAUGCAUGGGUCCCCAUUGUCUGAUGAUUCAUCUCAUCAUUCUGAUUCAGGAAUAUUGAAUGAUGGUUUUAGCAAUGGAGUUGUUAACCAUGGUAGCCAAAAACCCUUGGACAAUGCAUUGUAUUCACAAUGUGUUCAUGCUAUGUGUACCUUAGCAAAAGAUCCAUCUCCGCGGAUUGCAAACCUUGGUCGACGGGUACUUUCCAUAAUAGGUAUUGAACAAGUGGUAGCAAAGCCAUUUAAGUCUACUGGUGAAGCUACAGGAUUGGCUCGUUCCUCUUCUUGGUUUGAUAUGAAUGGAGGUCACUCCCCUCUAACCUUCAGAACUCCUCCAGUUAGUCCACCUCGUCUAAAUUACUUAUCAGGAAUCCGUAGAGUAUGUUCAUUGGAAUUUAGGCCCCAUCUGAUGAAUUCUCCAGACUCAGGUUUAGCUGAUCCUCUUUUAGGUUCUGGUGGGGCUACUGGUACAUCGGAUCGCAGCUUUCUUCCACAGUCAAUUAUAUAUAAUUGGAGUUGUGGGCACUUCUCCAAACCGCUGUUAAUGGCUGGAGAUGACAGUGAAGCCAUAAUAGCUGGAAGAGAAGAGAGAGAAAAAUUUGCAUUGGAGCACAUCACAAAAUGCCAGCACUCUGCUGUUAGCAGGCUAACAAAUCCAAUAGCUAAAUGGGACACAAGAGGCACACAAACGGUGUUGAUGCAACCUUUUUCUCCUGUUGUGAUAGCUGCUGAUGAGAAUGAACGAAUUAGAAUAUGGAACCAUGAAGAGGCAACACUACUAAACAGUUUUGACAACCAUGACUUUCCAGACAAGGGAAUCUCUAAACUCUGCCUAAUGAAUGAGCUGGAUGAUAGCUUACUUCUUGCUGCUUCAUCUGAUGGAAACAUUCGGAUCUGGAAGGAUUAUACUCUGAAAGGGAAACAGAAACUUGUAACUGCAUUCUCUUCAAUUCAUGGUCAUAAACCUGGUGUCAGGAGUGUCAAUGCAGUUGUUGAUUGGCAACAACAGAGUGGUUAUCUGUAUGCAUCGGGUGAGAUAUCAUCUAUUAUGGCCUGGGAUCUUGAUAAAGAACAGCUUGUUAAUCCUAUACCUUCAUCAUCGGAUUGCAGUAUCUCAGCAUUGGCUGCAUCUCAAGUUCAUGGGGGACAGUUGGCGGCUGGUUUUGUAGAUGGUUCUGUUAGACUUUAUGACAUCAGGACACCUGAAAUGCUUAUCUGUGGAUUACGGCCACAUACACAGAGAGUAGAAAAGGUGGUGGGGAUUGGCUUUCAACCUGGACUAGACCCAGGAAAGAUUGUUAGUGCUUCUCAGGCUGGAGAUAUUCAAUUCCUUGAUAUAAGAAAUCAUAGUAGCGCCUAUCUUACCAUUGAAGCUCACCGGGGCUCACUCACAGCUUUAGCUGUACAUAGACACGCUCCAAUCAUUGCCAGUGGCUCAGCCAAGCAACUUAUUAAAGUUUUCAGCCUUGAAGGAGAUCAACUAGGCACUAUUCGAUACUAUCCUACCCUUAUGGCUCAGAAAAUUGGGUCUGUCAGCUGCCUUAAUUUCCACCCAUACCAAGUCUUGCUUGCUGCUGGUGCUGCAGAUGCAUGUGUCUGUAUCUAUGCUGAUGAGAACACUCAAGCAAGAUGAAUCUACAGUCCCCCCCCCCCCCCCCCCCCCUUCUCCUUCUCUCUCUCUCUCUCUCUUGAUUUCAUUGGUUGUCUCCAGCUCAGAAGAGUGCAUGAUACAUGUCUAAGGAAAGCCAUGCUUUGUUGGAUGAUCAUGCAAUGCCUCAGCCAAUGAGACAGUUUGUUUGUUGGGUAAUUAAAUCCUGUUACUACGCUUCAUUGCCGCUGUGAAUAAAUCUGAAACAUACUGGUAAGGUGCAUUUCUGCUGAAUUGCUGAUAGUGUAUGCAACUCAUUCAUUAGCCUCCAUGUUAGAAGGGCUGCACCUGACUGGGAGUAAUCAUGCGUAUUCAUUGGAGGCUGUCAAAUAAUGUGAUCUUCGUAAAUGUGUGUAAAUAAUUUUCUUUAUUAUUAUUUUCCAUUCCUAUGUUGUGUGUUAUAUCCCAAUCCCCCUUUAAUUUGUAAAUUUGUUAGCAGAAUAUGUAAUUUAGUUUGCUGACAGAUGUGGGUGGUGUGACUGCUGAGAACUGAGGCAUAUUCACUCAAAUAUAAUCUUUGAAUUGGGGGAAACCUUGUAGCCAUGGUGUAAUUUUAUUUAAGUUUGAGCCAGUGUGCUGUUUUAGUA
Arachis stenosperma is the source of this 4961-nucleotide messenger RNA. Its product is annotated as regulatory-associated protein of TOR 1-like. Gene Ontology annotation, molecular function: protein binding; protein-macromolecule adaptor activity. The coding region runs from base 274 to 4359 and encodes 1361 amino acids. The record is from RefSeq and is a predicted model, not a curated record. Gene Ontology annotation, biological process: cellular response to amino acid stimulus; cellular response to starvation; TOR signaling. NCBI's taxonomy places the organism in Eukaryota, Viridiplantae, Streptophyta, Magnoliopsida, Fabales, Fabaceae. Gene Ontology annotation, cellular component: cytoplasm; TORC1 complex. The transcript is spliced from 23 exons.